This is a messenger RNA of Peniophora sp. CBMAI 1063, 1521 nucleotides long. NCBI's taxonomy places the organism in Eukaryota, Fungi, Basidiomycota, Agaricomycetes, Russulales, Peniophoraceae. The record is from the annotation of a GenBank genome assembly.
AUGCUCAGCUUUCGUGUCCUUGUUUGGGCCACGGCCGCCUCUGCGACAGCUCUUUUAGAUCGCAACCUUGCCUAUCGCUCGCCUUUCGGAGAUCACCCGCAGUUCUCGCAUGAUACAUGGUCCAUACAUGCCCGCUAUGUGCACCACACCCGGCGGCAAGUGGAGGACGCGAGCGGUCUCGUCGACGAACACUACCCAACCUUCUACGGCACAGACUUCGGCAACAGUCCCUUCAUCUGGAGUAGCGGCCUGAACUUCACUCACUCGGUUGCGAGUGGCGAUCCUCUCAACACAUCAGUCUUGCUAUGGACGCGUGCUGAGCCGCUCUCUGAGCCGUCAACGAACCAAUCGCCCGAAUCGGUCCCCGUUUGUCUCUCGUGGGCGAUCUUCGAUAACGAGGCGCUCAUAGGAUCGCCAGUCGACGCUGGACAAGCCUUCACGUCGUAUGACGCCGACUUCACGCUCAGAGUCGAAGCGGCUGGUCUGCAACCUGAUGCCGUGUACCGGUUCCACUUGGCGGACUGCACGGAUCUGAACAAUACGAACCCCCUUGGGCGAGCUCGCACCAUCUCUAGUCCACACACGCCCGCGGAUCAGGUCAACGGUGGGAAAAACCUUACGCUUGCGGUGUUCUCCUGCUCGCAGUAUCAAUCAGGCUGGUUCAACGCCUAUGGAAUAGCUGCCUACAACACUUUAGCCGACACCUUCGCUCAUCUUGGAGACUACGAUGAUCACGAAGUCGCCGGUCAGUCGUGGAAGGCGGGUACGGUCGAUUCCAAUGACUCUCACGUCGGCUGCACCUUCUCUCCUUCGGGCACCUGCUUCACCGACCGCAAGCUCGCGGCCGUGCGCGCUUACCAUGAGUGGGUGCCAGUAUGUCAAGUCUCCGCGGACAACAAGUUGCGCAUCUGGCGCAACUUUCAGAUCAGCAAGCUUCUGGACCUCACGAUGCUGGACACACGCCAGUACGACCGCGAUCUCACAGACUUGUACUAUAAUACUCAAUAUAUAAACACCAUCUCGUCCUUCGCGAACCGCUCACUGACGAGACCCGAGCAGGAAGCAUGGCUACAGAAUACAUUCGACCAGUCGCAAGCUCGCGGCGCUGUAUGGCGUAUCAUAGGAUCGUCUUCACACAACUCAACGAGUCUGGGCGGUUUGAUCUCGACGCAUGGGACGGCUAUCGCGCGAACCGCGCUCGCGUUCUUGACCAUCUCCAACAGAACAACAUCACGAACACGGUCAUCCUCGCCGGCGACUCGCACGCCAACUGGGUCUCCGACCUCGCCCAUAUGUCCCUCCCUUCCCCCUCCCGCUCAUCACCGCUCACCUUCAUCUUAUACAGAUCCGAAUGACACGGCCAACUAUGAUCCCGCCACGGGCGAAGGCGCGCUCGGCGUCGAGUUUGCAGGCACAGCUGUGACGUCGACAUCAGCGUUCGGCCCCGGCAUGGGGCCCGCCGCGGCCGACAAUAUCUCGACGGCGCUCGUAGCCGCACCGGGCAACGAACAGCUGCAGUGA